Molecule: messenger RNA, 4492 nt
Organism: Chlamydomonas reinhardtii
Lineage: Eukaryota; Viridiplantae; Chlorophyta; Chlorophyceae; Chlamydomonadales; Chlamydomonadaceae
Exons: 15
Coding region: 135-2999 (954 amino acids)
Biological process (GO): intracellular signal transduction; protein phosphorylation
Cellular component (GO): cytoplasm; nucleus
Molecular function (GO): ATP binding; MAP kinase activity
Source: RefSeq, a predicted model, not a curated record
GAAGAAGUCCGAGGCUCAUCUAGCAACAACAACAGCAACCAGACAAAACCCCAGUCAUAUGUUUGCUGCCACGUAAGAGCCGCUGGAUGUAGAAUUACAUCACGUUGUCGACCCACACGAAGGGCAUAACCAAUAUGGCACGGGCGCGAGGCUCGGGGCCAAAGGACGCCGGGCUCGUUGCUUCCGGCGAGCCUGGCACGUAUUAUGUGCUGCACGAGACUUGGCAGGUCGGCAAGCGGUAUGAGCUGGUGAGGGUGCUAGGCACGGGCUCAUUCAGCAGCGUGUGCCUCGCCAUAGAUACGCAGGACAACAACGAGAAGGUCGCCCUGAAGCGCGUUGGGGACGUGUUUGCAUCACUGGAGAACGCCAAGCGUGUGCUGCGGGAGGUGUGCAUCAUGCGGCGCCUGGAGCACCCAAACAUCGUCCGUCUAAAGGACGUCUUCAUCAGGCCGUCGCCCACAGGCAAGUACGUGUUCCGCGGCGGCAAGCUGGUGCCCACCUCCUUCGACUGCUACCUGGCCAUGGACUACUGCGACCAGGGCGACAUGUUCAAUAUGCGGGGCCAGCUGCCGGAGCAUGAAGUGCGCAGCCUGAUGCUGCAGCUGCUGGGGGCGCUCAGGUACCUCCACGGCCUGAAUGUCUGGCACCGGGACAUCAAAACGGGCAAUCUGCUGCUGUCCCUGUCGGAGGGCCGGCGGCUGCUCAAAGUGGCCGACUUCGGCUCCGCCCGCAGCGCCAUGGACCCGGCGACACGCGAGCCCGCGGCCGCAGCAGCUGCGAGGCAGGGCGCCCCCGCGGCCGACGGCGACCAGCAGAGCGGCCUGCUCGGGGGCUUGCCGCGGGACGACUCGGGGUCGGACAUGGAGGUGGAGGACUACUGCGAGCCCGACUCAGACACAGGCACCUCGCCGGAGGGCGGGCCGCAGGCCCUGGAGGCCGCUGCCGCUGAGUCUGCGCGCGGCAACGGCGCCGGGGCGCGCUGCGGCCGCGGCCGCGCGGGCAGCAUUCCGCCCCGGCCUCGGGUUCGUGGCGGUGACGGUGGGGUUCGGGCUGCGGCGGCAGCGUCCGGCCUGGUGGCGGUACCGGCGCCUGACGGCGGCUACAACCCGCCGCUUACGUCGGUGGUGUGCACGCCCUGCUACCGGGCGCCCGAGGUGGUCAUGAGCCGGGGAGGCUAUUCGUCAGCCAUAGACAUGUGGAGCGCGGGCUGCGUGUUCGGCGAGCUGCUGCAGCGGGCGGCGCUGUUGGGCCGAGCCUCCACCCCACACCUGCAGGUGGCGCCCGUGUUCGCCAUCACGGCGGGCCGGCCGCUGACGCCGCACACGGGCAUGCGCUACGGGGUGGCGGAGCCGGGGCACGGCGUGGGCGCCUCCGCCUAUGCGGAGCUGACGGCGCUGUUCUCAGUGAUUGGGACGCCCGCGUGGGCCUGCAUCGAGAGUGUCCCGAGUCCGGCGUGGCGGCGGUACCUGUUCCACAUUCCCGGAAAGGCACCUACGCUGUACCGGCGCUUCGGCGGCGCUGGCGAGGUGGCGGUGGAUUUGCUCAGCCGCCUGCUGCAGUUCGACCCGGCGCGGCGGGCCAGUGCGGAGGAGUCCAUGGCGCACGAGUACUUUGCGCUGCUGCACAUGGAGGCGCAGAUGGCGGCUACGGAGCUCGCAACCGCGCCGCGCAAUGCGGCGCACAAGGCAGGCGCAGCAGCAGGGCCCGUCCGGCGGUCGCCGUCGCCGGCAGUUGAGCGCGCGGCGGCCAAGGCCGCCGCGGCGGCCUCACUGCUGCCACAUAACGCCGCAGCAGCAGCACAACUGCUGCCCAGCUGGCCGCCGGGGCGCAACAGCGGCACAGGCCACGCCGUGCCAGCGGAGGAGCCCUUCCCCUCGAAUCAGGCUGGCGCUGCCGCUACCGCUGCCUCUAUGGAGGUAGUGGCGCCCGCAGCUAUGCAGUCGGCUCUGACGCCGCAGCAACAGCAACCGGCGCCGGCAGCUGGCGGGGAAGCAUCGCCGCCGGCACCACCAUUGCAGUGUCUCCCAAGUGCCACGAUACACAUCCGGCGCAGUAACAAUAUUAGUGCCGGCGGUGCCAGCAUCGGCUCGGCGUCCUGCCGUUCCAAACGGAAGCUCGAGGAUGAGCACGCAGAGGCGGAAGGCCAGGGCGAGGGUGGCGAUGCGGAGAUGAGCUCGCGCAGCGCCAGUGAGGAGCGCCAGGUAGCUGCGGCCGCAGCGCAGCAGCAGCGGCAGGAACAACAGCCCAUGGUGGAUGCCGCAUGUAGCACCGAGGCGACAGAUCCGCAUCAGAAGCUUCGGUUCUGGCAGAUUGACGACCCGGGUGUUGCGCUGGCGGCGUUGGAGGAGGAGCUGGCGGCGCUGGUGCCGCCCAUGGACACGCCCACCACCUCCUCCGCAGCUAGGGAGCAGGCGUACGGCGGCGGUGGCGGUGCGCUGUCAGACGAGGAGGUGGCAUUUGUGGAGAAGUGCAAGGAGCAGCUGCGGCUGAUGCUGGAGCGGGAGUGCGAGGAACACACGGCGCGCGCUGCGCUGGCGCGGCUGAGCGCGGCGGAUGAGCGGCGGGCCAGUGGGGGUGGCGCUGGGUCGGCGGCGGGCGGCAGUGGCAAUGCCGGCGGCUACUUUGUCCGGCGCAACAACUCGGAGGGUAUGCUGGGCGGAGACCUGACUGGCGGCAGCAUGGUCAAUGUGCAGCACGGGCACCUGCGCCCCGAUCCCGGCCAAGCGCUUGAUCCCGCCUUGAUAGGCUACGAGCGGGUGCCGUACCACGCGGACGCGGCCGCCGCGGCGCUGGAGCCGGAGAAGCAUCUGUGGGCGGGCCGGCACGGCGAGUGGACGGCGUCCUCCCUCGCGGAGGGCAAGCGCAAGCAGCAGGCGGACGAGGGCGCGGGCAGCGGCACGUGGGGCGUCACGCUCAUGCCGCCGGGGCUGGGGCUGGACGAGCACACGGCGGAGGGGCAGGCGUACAUCGUGGCGGUGCGCGGACAGCACGCCAGGUAGAGGGCGCGUGAGCGCGCCUGCUACUAAGGUGUAGUGAGCCUCGUGGUGUGGCGGUGAAUAUGCGGAACAAAUUUUGAUACAGUAUUGUCAAGGCGUGCUGGUUUGUGUGUGUCGCCUUGAACUAUGUGCGUGAGGUCACAGCGUUGAGGCGCUGAUAGCGUGACGGGCACGUUGGUCGUUGGUGGCUGAUGCAUUGUAUGGGCGCAUGCAGUAACGUUAGUGCGGCCGCAUCAGUGUACAGUAGCAGGGGUAGCUUUGCAUGUUGGUUCUUUCGUUUGGGCUGAUGAGCAUCCAGGCAAUUCUCUUUGUUCGGGAUUCUUAGUACAUGAACAGUUGCUUGCACAACUGAUGCGGCAAUAUAGGUCAUGAACAGUAAGGCAGGCGGAGGCAUCGAAGAUUACCAUGCUGGAGAGCCUGGAGACUUGUAUGCCGAGACGUACGGUCGAAUUACGGUAUUUUGCCUAGACGCCAUGGCACAUGCCGGGCGUGUAAUAGGCUUCGUGUUUCUGGGGAUGGUGAGGAGGCGGGGGGGGGGCAGGCAACAGAUGGUGGCAGUGGCACAAAGCGGGGCUGUUGGGGGGGAGCUGUUCGGUUCAUCCGGUGACGUUUACAGCCGCGAGAGCGCGUUCAUGCCUGAUGAACAGUGAAGCUUUCCUCCCAUCACGGAUGUGCGACCGCAAGGCGCACACGGCACCACUCGGGAUUCCGCGAGAUCCCGCGGAAGUCGGGCAGGGGCAGGGGCAGGUUUGGGCGGGGGCAGGUGAAGCUUUGGGCGGGGCAGGGGCAGGUUUGGGCGGGGCAGGGGCAGCUGCAGGUUUGGGCGGGGCAGGUUCGGACGGGCAGGAAUCGAGGAUGACACGGCCAUAAGCAUCCGUAGCAUCCGUGUCCCUGUUGUCCCUUGUGAAAGAGGAACCGCGACCUGAACGCUGCGGCAAACAUCCGCCUCAUCACCGCGUGCGUGGAGGACGGCACGCCAUGGCCAGCUGCGUUAAGCAGGCCGCCCAAGCGGGGCGGCAGGAUUGAUGGCAGUGGCUGGAUUAGCGAUAGCGGGUAAUGUGGUGCGUGUGUGCCGUACCGGAUGUAGGUGGUGGAGUCUGGAGGACAGGUUGAGGCUGUCCUCCCCAGCCGUCCGGCCUAGGUCCGUGACGUGAGGAGCUAGAUAGGUUGAUCCGGUGUCAGCGCGAGCCCCAAUACACCGUCCUGAGUGGUCGUGUGAGCCGUGUGCGAUGGGACAGUGGGAAGGCAAGUUGGUAAAGUCCCGUCGGGUGCAGCUGAUGCCCAGAACCCAACAAAUGGCACACAAUUGGCAACGGCAGGGCAGGAGUGCGCGGCUGGUCGAACGCCGGAGUUACUAUACCGACGAGUUGCUGGCUGGCUGGAAGUUUGCUGACGCGCACCGUCCUGAGUGGUCGUCUGUCCUAGGCGCAAUCUCAACAAAUUGCUUCGGCGUGUGGGGACGCGGCGUUGGCGAGAGCCACGGAUGGCCCCGUUAC